Messenger RNA from Spinacia oleracea (spinach), 1424 nucleotides. Its product is annotated as E3 ubiquitin-protein ligase RDUF1. Gene Ontology annotation, cellular component: cytoplasm. Gene Ontology annotation, molecular function: ubiquitin protein ligase activity. The transcript has a single exon. The record is from RefSeq and is a predicted model, not a curated record. Gene Ontology annotation, biological process: protein ubiquitination. The coding region runs from base 117 to 1154 and encodes 345 amino acids. NCBI's taxonomy places the organism in Eukaryota, Viridiplantae, Streptophyta, Magnoliopsida, Caryophyllales, Amaranthaceae.
AAAAAAAAAAACAGCACGUUAUAACAAAAUUCCUUCCAUACCUCUCCAUCAAAACACACACCCCAUUUCUCUCUCUUUCCCUUUCAACUUCCAGUUCUCCUCAAAAACCAAUUCCAAUGAAUUCAAAUGGAUCCACAUUUUGGUGCCACAGAUGCGACAGAUUCAUUAGGGUUCAUACUCAACACAUUGUAAUCUGCCCAGAUUGUGGCGGCGGAUUUGUCGAAGGAAUCGACGCUUCUUCCUCACUCUCUCCUCUUUCCCCAAUCUCUCCUCCCACCACUACCACCACCACCACCAGGAUGUUCCCACCUGCAAAUCUCGACAAUUCUCGGCUCAUUCGAAGUUCUUCAUCCUCGAUUAAUCCGGUAAUUGCUCUUCCUAAUUCAAGUGAUGAUACUCAACUUCCUAAUUAUCAAUUGUUUUAUGAUGAUAGCUCGGGUUUGGGGCUGCGUCCUUUACCGGUUAGUAUCGCCGAUUUUUUAAUGGGUUCGGGUUUUGAUCGAAUUCUUCAUCAAUUAGGCCAGUUAGAUUUCAAUAGUAGUUUGGAUAAUCCGCCUGCUUCAAAAUCAGCGGUAGAGUCUAUUCCUGUUGUACAGAUUGUGGCUAGUCAUGUAGGAUCUGAAUCACAUUGUGCAGUUUGUAAAGAAGAGUUUGAGAUCGAUACUGAAGCUCGUGAAUUGCCCUGUAAGCAUAUUUAUCAUUCGGAUUGUAUACUUCCGUGGCUGGUGUUGCAUAAUUCUUGCCCCGUUUGUCGGUUCAAGUUACCAACUGAUGAUAUGAGUGGGAAUGAGGGUAGGGGUUCGGAUUCAGUUGAAGGGAUGAUGGUGGGGUUGAGAAUAUGGAGACUUCCUGGUGGAGGUUUCGCUGUUGGUAGGUUCAUGGGUGGGAGAGGGACUACAGAGGAGGGUUUGUUUCCUGUUGUUUAUACAGAAAUGGAUGGAGGGUUUGGUAACAAUGAUGAUUUCAGGAGGAUUUCAUGGCCGUUAAGGGAGAGGAGGUCAGGAAGGAGUAGGGGAUGGACUCGUGCUUUUCGUAGUUUCUUUACUUUCUUCCGGAGAAAUAGAGAUACAUCAUCAUCAUCUGGUUCGAGUGUUGUUCGUUCCCGCUCAUUAUUCAGGAGGAGACAGAGUGAAGGAUGGACAUUUGGUGUUUAGAUUGAAAGUUUGAUUUAGCAAAGAGAUUGUUGUUCCAAUUGAGGUGCCACAGUCUACUAAUCAGUAAUAAAUGUUGUUUUCUUGUUUGGUUAGUGUAUAUAGUUACAUGAAUGGUAGAAGGAUCAGGAAUUAAUAGCAUUUCCAUGUCUCACUUAGGCUUAGUUUCAGAUACUGGGAUACUAUCUUGUACUUGAGUUAUAGUGAUGAAAUAAUCUGUAUUAAGAUUUUUGAUAACUUAUUCAAUAAAUGAUCUCUUGUUAUCUUCUUUGA